Schistosoma spindalis is the source of this 720-nucleotide messenger RNA. The record is from the annotation of a GenBank genome assembly. NCBI's taxonomy places the organism in Eukaryota, Metazoa, Platyhelminthes, Trematoda, Strigeidida, Schistosomatidae.
CAACAAUAUAGAUAUUUCUUAUUGAGAAUAAAACAUAUUGAGUAUUUUGUGAACAAUCAAAAUAUAAAACAUUUUGAAAGAUAAAUUUUCAAGGAAUAUUUUAAUAUUUAUACAUUAUAUUAUAAAAAAAUAUGCCAUCUAAACAAGAAGUUGAUGAAUUAUUGAAAAUGUUUCAUGAUAUAGAUAGAAAUAAGGACGGUUAUAUUUCAAGAACAGAAUUAUUCACGAAGGUUGGUACUAAAUCUCUAGAUCGACAGAAAGUUCACGAACUAAUUAAAUUGUUUGAUAUUAAUGGUGAUGGUUUGAUAAGUUUUGGAGAAUAUAAAUUGAUAUUGGGAUUGACAGGUCAAUCAAUCGAGGGUUGGAAACGUCUAUUUCGAAAGUUGGAUAAAGAUGGUUCAGGUACUUUGGAUUUUCAUGAGAUCUGUUCACUAUUUGGUGGUGAUAAUUCUUCUGAAGUGAGAAAAUCUGUUCGAAAUUACAUGAAACGAUAUGAUACUGAUCGAGAUGGACGACUUAAUAUUAGAGAAUUUUUAACAUUCGUUGCAGAACAAGCUGAGCAUAGUGCAGAAUAAUUAAUAAACAAAAAAUAAUUAUUUAUUAAAGCAUAACAGAAAUUAUAUUUGUACAAAAAUAUUGAUAACUUCCCCUUGAUGUAAACAAAUAAAUGAUCACUAAAAUUGAAGCUAAAAUAAGAAAUCCAUUUUAUUUUCUGGUAAA